Molecule: messenger RNA, 1562 nt
Organism: Nerophis ophidion (straightnose pipefish)
Lineage: Eukaryota; Metazoa; Chordata; Actinopteri; Syngnathiformes; Syngnathidae
Product: medium-chain acyl-CoA ligase ACSF2, mitochondrial-like
Exons: 12
Coding region: 49-1467 (472 amino acids)
Biological process (GO): fatty acid metabolic process
Molecular function (GO): medium-chain fatty acid-CoA ligase activity
Source: RefSeq, a predicted model, not a curated record
GUCCUGCAGCCACCUUGGAAGAGGUAGUGUUGAUGUCCGACGUCAGACAUGUCUGCUCUCCGUCUUCUUCUUCUUCUUCGCGCCAACUCCGCACGUCCUGCUCUUCUUGCUGCCACGGCCCAUCGGCAGAUCCACGUGGAGACUCCGCCCAUCAGACCAGCGCUGAGCAGCAGCUACGCCCACGGCACUUCCUCCAUCACGCUGCAGCACGCCACGCUGGGCGAGGCCCUGCUGAAGACGGCGGAGCGCUGGCCUGAUCGCGAGGCCUUGGUGUUCGUGCAAGAUGGCGUCCGCAAGACUUUCGCUCAGUUCCAGGAGGAGGUGGACCGCCUCGCCGCCGGCCUGCUGGCUCUGGGUCUGCAGACGGGGGAGCGCCUGGCCUUGUGGGCGCCCAACACCUACACCUGGAUCUUGUUCUUCUUCGCCAGCGCCAAGGCGGGACUCGUCCUGGUCUGCCUCAAUCCCGCCUAUCAGCUGCAGGAGGCGGAGUUUGCGCUGCGGAUGGCCGGCUGCAAAGCGCUGGUGUGUCCCGAGAGCUUCAAGAGCCAGAAGUACUGCGCCAUGCUGCGACUUCUGUGUCCCGAGCUGGAGUCUUGCCAGGCAGGAGACCUGCAGAGCCGCAGACUUCCCGACCUGCGCAGCGUGAUCGUCCUGGACAGCCGCCAGCCCGGAACCUUCCACCUGGAUGAGGUGCUGCAGGCGGGCAGCAGCCGCUUCCUGCGCCAACUUGAGCAGCUCCACAGGAAGUUGUCCUUUGACCAGCCCGUCAACAUCCUGUUCACCUCCGGAACGACGGGACGACCCAAAGGCGCCACCUUGACGCACCACAACAUCGUCAACAACGCCUUCUUCUGGGGCAAACGCGUGGGCUUCGACUGGCGGCCCGACACACGAGUCUGCCUUCCUGUGCCGCUGCACCACUGCUUCGGCUCUGUGGGGGGCGCCGUCUGCAUGGCGGUGCACGGCAUCUCGCUGGUCUUUCCGUCGCCGUCGUACGAUUCCAGAGCCAACUUGGCCGCCGUGGACAGCGAAAAGUGCACCUUUGUGUACGGCACACCCACCAUGUUUGUGGACAUGAUCCACCAGCCUGACCUGCACCUGUACCACCUGUCCUCUCUGCUCGCAGGCAUCAUCGCUGGCUCGCCGUGUCCUCCCGAGCUGGCAAGGAAGGUGAUGUCCAUCAUGGGAAUCAAGGAAGUCACAAUAGGAUAUGGAACCACAGAAAACAGUCCUGUGACCUUCUGUGGCUCGCCCUUGGACAACCUGGAGAGGAAGUGUGAGACUGUGGGCUACAUCAUGGACCACACUGAGGCAAAGAUUGUGAACCCCAGCAGCGGGGAGAUGGUUCCUCUGGGCUGUUCAGGGGAGAUCCUGAUCCGUGGCUACUGUGUGAUGAGGGGCUACUGGGGCGACCCCCACGCCACACACCUGUCCAUCACUCAGGAGGGAUGGUACAAGACCGGGUGAGUCCGCCACACCCACACCUGCUGGCACACUGCUCCUAUACGUGUGUGUGUGUGUGUGUGUGUGUGUGUGUGUGUGUGUGUGUGUGUGUGUGUGUG